UCUUUUCCCUGAAAGCAAAAAUUCCGUUUAAAAGAUUAAACUGCCAGCACAUAAAACAUGGAAUUAGUAGAAUAUUUAGACAAAUAGCCAACACGCAAUUGAAAUUACGUAGUGAUUGAAAAAGAUAAGUUAAACAAGGACCAUUUGAUGACCUAUAAACCAUGAACUGGUCCUGCCUAUCUACAAACACCCUUCUAACAUCUCUAGCCACAACUUGCCUCCUCCUCCGCCGGGCCGCAGCAGACAUUGGCUGCACCACCGCCGCUGCCUUUUUGUUUCCUAAAAUGUCUCUUAGGGCAAGGCAAACCUCCUCCAAGCAAACAUCCGUGUCCGAUAUUGCUCCCACCGCCACCACGGAUAGUUUAACCUCUAACGAUGAAAAGUCUUCUGAAACCCCAAAAUCCCAACCACUACCACCCUCCCUCGCACAACGUGCUCUCUCCCAAGGCCUAACUGGUACCGCCCACUUGGCGAACCUCCUCCCGACCGGCUCCCUCCUGGCCUUCCAGCUCCUCACUCCAAUCUUCACCAAAAACGGCUUUUGCGACUCUGCCACCCGGCCCCUCACCCUCCUCCUCCUCCUCCUUCUGGCCACCUCCUGCUUCCUCGCCUGCUUCACCGACAGCUUUAGAGCCUCGGAUGGACAAGUCUACCACGGCUUCGCAACGCCCAAAGGGAUGUGGGUUUUCGACCCGCAGGCAGCCUCCAAUGCCUCGUCGGGUUCGGGGAUUCCUGACCUGAGCAAAUACAGGCUGGGCUUCAUUGAUGUUGUUCAUGCAGUUCUGUCAGUUCUUGUGUUUGUUGCUGUGGCUCUGAGGGAUAAGAAUGUGCGGAGUUGCUUUUACCCAAGGCCUGGCCAUGAGGCUCGGGAGGUUCUGGACAUAGUUCCUAUUGGGAUUGGGGUUAUUUGCAGCUUGUUGUUUGUCGUCUUUCCUACCAGAAGGCAUGGUAUUGGUUACCCUGUUACACCAGGCAAAUAAUUCCUGUGUUUGUUUCCCCCUGUUUUUUUUUUUGUUUUUGUUUUUGUUGUGAAUUUAUUGAUAGAAUAAGUUAUUGUACAACAACGUGAGAUUUUAUUCAACAUGUUUCGAGGACACGUUUCAUCUCAA
Molecule: messenger RNA, 1109 nt
Organism: Rhododendron vialii
Lineage: Eukaryota; Viridiplantae; Streptophyta; Magnoliopsida; Ericales; Ericaceae
Product: protein DMP3-like
Exons: 1
Coding region: 162-980 (272 amino acids)
Biological process (GO): endomembrane system organization
Source: RefSeq, a predicted model, not a curated record